Molecule: messenger RNA, 2014 nt
Organism: [Candida] anglica
Lineage: Eukaryota; Fungi; Ascomycota; Pichiomycetes; Serinales; Debaryomycetaceae
Source: the annotation of a GenBank genome assembly
UUAUUUCCCCUCCCAAAAAAUUAUAUAUAGAUAUACAACUACCAGCUGUAUGGAAGAUGGAGGUAUCUGGGACUCGGUUUCGGAGCAACAGCGGUAAGACCGGGCCAUAUCGUAUGGAAUGGACUCAAAGACUGUGUGAACUUCCUAGCAUUGAAUCUUUUCAACUCAGCACGAUUUUGGAUAAUGUGCUCAAGGACGAAUCCAAUGAAACUGUUGAAGCGAUGAAGGCGGUGGCCAGUAAUUAUAAGAAAGAUUUGAAGUCUGAAAUACGACGAAACCUUUCUGGAGAACAAAAGAUCCAACAUAAAAACAUCAAGGUGGGGAAAUUAGCACAACAGAUCAAUAAGAAAGUUUCUCGUAGAAACCGUCAUUUACAAAGGGCACUUAUAGGAGGUACCAGUAAUUCCAGUGAAUUAGAUAAGGAAUUGACUGAACUUCUUCGACUUUCAUCCGAAUGUAGUACGUUAGUUCAUACCUUGGGGCCCAGAUUAGUUGCCAUUGAUCAAAAGCUUGGUGAGAACUCAAUUACAAAGUACAAGUGGAUGAAUAAAUUAUGGGGAGAUAGUAACAAUGAUAAUCAAGAUAAUAAUAAUAAUAAUAAUAAGGAUCCUAUAGAAAUGUAUGAUGUGGAUGAAACUGUAUCUGAAGUUAAUGGAUCCCAUUCACAAAUUAAAAUUCAACAAAAUAUUAGAGAUCCUGGGAAACAAAAUGGGAAAAGAAAUGGAAGAGUCAUUCGUCCACCACAUGGUGAUCAUGAUGCUGAAGUUAAUGGAGAUUCUCCGGUGGAAUUUAAUGAGCAAUCCUUUGAACAAUUCAUGUCUUCAUCAAUUCUGAAAUAUCGUGAAAAACAAUCAAAACGUGAAGAUAAAACUUUUUUUGGUUCACAACUUCAAGAUAUUCAACUUCCUGAUGAAUUUGCAGAACACACGCCAAAACUAUUAAAAAAUCAACGGAGUUUCCAUAGUCCCUUGUCAUCGGUUAAUCUUAGUGCUAAAUCACCAGCAACAGUUCUGCAAACUCUUCAACUGUCGCAUUUCAAAAAACUCCGGAUAAAUGGGUCUCCUAUAACAUCAUCCACAUAUUCUAAAAUGAAGAAUAUCCCGGCAUGUGAUUGUGGGAAUCCACAUGAAGAAGGAACCAAUAAUGCAGAUCCAGAUCAAGAUCCAAGUCCUACUUUGAAAGAUUCAUUGAUGGAACUCAGUACUUUAAUCUUACAAGGCAAUGACGUUUAUGAUAAUACCUCGAGUGGUCUCAACACAUCCCUGGAGGAUGAUGGAGGUUAUCUUAGUUCUGAUUCUUCUGACGAAGAGAGCCAUAGUGAUAACGAUGGUACCACCGUAACAGAUCGUACAAAUAUGUACUAUUUAUCGUUCAAAUCGGAACUCAAGUCAAAGAGACACAAGAGAAAGAGUAAAAAGGAUUCUUCCAAGAGUAAAAACAAUAAUCUGCAAUAUAAACCUGAAAACUCUCCUACUCCUAAACAUAGACCAUCGCAUUACACUUUAAAGCCUAAAAAAUCUAUUUUGAAGUUUUCCACUAAUCAAGAUUCCAUCAAUAGAGUACCUUCACCACCUCCACCACCAAUAUGUGGAUCAGCUCAAGAAUCAUUUCCUCCGAUUGUUAAGCAAAGUGAUCCAUCAGCCACGGGAUUAUCAGGGAAACAAUUUCAUCUCGGUUUCCUAAACGAAGCAAGAAAGCAACCAGUUUUAAACACCGUGGCAUCUACCACCACCACAGUUUCUGGUACCAUUCUCACGCUAGACAACGAUAGUUACGAGUACGAGGGGAAUGAAAUACGUGAGUGGCAUGGGGAUACAGUCAUAUCAGACGAUGAAUCUGAUACACGAAGCAUCCGAUCAAUUGCAUUAUUAAAACAACUACUAUAGAACAUUUACAAUAUAGAUAUAUUUAUAUUCAUUUCUGAUCAUUAAAUUUGUUUUAUUGAUAUUCUUUUAUUAUUCCUAAUACUAUAAUAAUUAUAGUUCUUCUAGUGUACAUCUCAUCUCAUUAUCAU